AUGAGCCGGCUCAGAUUAGAUAUCUCGUCCCGAUCUUUGCGAGCCCUUCUUUACUCGGGUAAUCAUAGUGCUGUGGAGAAGCUGCUGGUGAGCCAGUCUCAGAACGGGUAUUUCUCCAGUGUAGGACUCAAGGAGAGUCUCUACAUGGCCGUGGAUCACUCGUCACUGGAAAAUUUGAGAGUAUUCCUCAGCCAUGCUGAUGUUAAAAUAGCAUCCGAGGAAGUCUGUCUCUUGCUUCUAGACAUGGGCGUUGAGAUUGAUUACGGGCGUCAAGAGCAAUACUUGAGUGACGCUUUCCUCGUGAAACGAGGCGCCGAUGUCAACGUUCGAACCGAUGCCAAGGGGCUGACGCCGCUGUACGAAGCGACACUUCAAUCGAGACCAGAAGUCGUCGAAUAUCUGCGGGGCAAGAGAACCGACGUGACUAUUCCUUCAAAGGCGCGAAACUGGUCUCCUUUGGAGGGGACAUAUGACUAUCCGGCCGUCUUCGGCGACACCCAAUGUACAGCCUUUUUCCUCGCAGCGACGUACGGCAAGACGGAAAGUGCCAGGUUGUUGUUGAAGCACAGCGACCCGGACAUCGAAUUCACGCCAUCCUCGGAUAUCGAAAAAGAAAAGGCGGAUACGAGGGGAUAUACUGCUCUAGCUGUUGCGAGUCUAUACUCGCACACGGAUAUCGUGAGGCUGUUACUAGAGCACGGGGCCAACGUCAACCAUAGAAUCCCGGGGACUGGUCAGACACCGCUCCAUCUCGCACACAGCGGCGAUACGCUCGCGGUAUUGCUGGAAUACGGAGCCGACAAGGAGGCCAAAGAUGACAACGACUACACGCCUCUCUUUCACGCCGUGACGAAGCAAGAUUACAGUCUUACCCGGCGUUUGGUUAACGCCGGCGCCAGCUUUGAGGCCGCCGAUAACUGGGGUCAUACCGCUCUACUGAACGCUCUGAUCUAUGGCGAGCAGAAGAGCCGCGAAGAUAGCUGCAGAUACUUCAUUUCCAAAGGUACUCCGGUCAACGAAAGGGGUCCAGACAGGUACGGGUCCACCGUGCACAGGUGUUGCAGGUUCGGUGAAGUAGGAGAAGUAGAAAUGGUCUUGGAGCUGGGCGGUGAUGCGGGCCCGUGGUAUGGAAUGCAGGGCACCCUUCUCGACGCGGCAUGCAACAACCAAAGGGGGAUCGACAUCGACGGUCCAGGAAGCUACCUCCGCAGUGCCAUGGGAGAGACGUUCCGGUCUGGCGACGAAUCACUCAUACGAUACCUGCUUGAGAAGGGUGGGAGUUUCAACACCUCAGACGGCAACGGACAACCGGCGUGGCUCAAAAUUUGUGCCAGAAAGGACUUCGCCUUGGAGAUGUUUGACAUGCUACUAGACGACUACGGAGCGGACGACUUCUUGGCCUCGUUAUGGGACAAGGACAGAAUAUCACGGGAUAUUCUGCACUGCGCAGCACAUUCGGGGCAUCUGGGACUUGUUGAGAGACUCGUCGACCUGGAUCCAAACCUAGUUGACGGCCGUGACGUCGACGGGUGGUCGGCCCUCCAAUGGGCAGCGCGAAUGGCCUCCAUCGGAGGUCUCGGACACGAAGAUAUCCCUCAGAAAUGGGAAGAGAAGGCUGAAAUCAUCAAGUUCCCAGCUCGGAAGAGAUGUCCUGGUCUGACAGAAUGUGUGACCGAUAGCAACCAACGUACGUGGGACGUACUGGAAAUUGCGGAGCACCACGGCGCGCCUGAGACUGUCAUCGCUGCGUUCAAGGACAUGAUGGAGGACAGACAAAUUCAGGUCGAAUCCACCAAAGCGUUUUCCAAGCACGCUGGAAGACGGAUUUGCGAUGGUUGCAAUACUCUGAUUUGGGGUGCUUUACUCAUUUGCGAUGACGAUGAUUGUUACAAAAACUUUGGGCUCUGCUUCAAGUGCGCGUCUCACAGAGAUAAGCUUCACGACCCGAAGCACGUUUUCGUCAUUAAUGAACGAGGGAUCCCAGAAUGCUCAAGUCUGAAAGGAGCACCGUAG
Messenger RNA from Colletotrichum lupini, 2013 nucleotides. RefSeq lists its product as uncharacterized. Gene Ontology annotation, molecular function: protein binding. The record is from RefSeq and is a predicted model, not a curated record. The transcript has 6 exons. Lineage: Eukaryota; Fungi; Ascomycota; Sordariomycetes; Glomerellales; Glomerellaceae. The coding region runs from base 1 to 2013 and encodes 670 amino acids.